Molecule: messenger RNA, 743 nt
Organism: Meleagris gallopavo (turkey)
Lineage: Eukaryota; Metazoa; Chordata; Aves; Galliformes; Phasianidae
Source: RefSeq, a predicted model, not a curated record
GUAUCUGCAAAAGAUGUUAAUUAAUUAAAAUAAAACAUUGAGCUAUUUCUCUUUUGUUUUCUUGUAGUGGAAGACAUACAAUCCAACAUUUUCACAAGUGGAAAUCUGGUUCCGAUUUGUCUUUGUAGUUCUCACCUUUAUGGUCACGUGUCUGUUUGCACAUUCUCUACGAAAAUUCUCCAUGAGAGACUGGGGUAUUGAACAGAAAUGGAUGUCUAUCCUCCUUCCUCUCCUCCUGCUUUACAACGACCCAUUUUUCCCCCUUUCUUUUCUGGUGAACAGUUGGUUUCCUGGAAUGCUGGAUGACCUAUUCCAAUCACUGUUUCUGUGUGCACUGUUAUUGUUCUGGCUUUGUGUCUACCAUGGUAUAAGAGUACAGGGAGAAAGAAAGUGCUUAACCUUCUAUCUGCCCAAAUUCCUUAUUGUUGGACUAUUGUGGCUCGCCUCUGUUACAUUAGGAGUAUGGCAAACUGUUAAUGAAGUACAUGAUCCUACGUAUCAAUACAGAGUUGACACAGGUAAUUUCCAGGGAAUGAAAAUCUUCUUCCUUGUGGUGGCAACCACAUAUAUUCUCUACCUUCUGUUCCUGAUAGUGAGAGCAUGUUCAGAACUCCGUAACAUGCCUUAUGUUGAUCUCAGGUUAAAAUUCUUGACUGCAUUAACCUUCGUAGUGCUCGUCAUUAGGUAAGGCUUUUCAGAGAACAUUUCUCAGUAUUCAAACUUUUAUGUAUUUAAAGUCUUGA